AUGGCGAAAACUGGCUUCUUCCACCAUAUUGGCACUUUCCUCUUGUUUGCAGCCAGCAUUCUCCUUCUCAUAACGACCAUUUCUUCGCCAGUGAUCAACAGCAUCGGCGUCUUGGAAGUGAAACUUACUAAUAGCACCAAUGGCCAUAAUUCCGUUGCCAGCUUUGGAACCUUUGGAUAUUGUAUUCGCCAUGCUAGCGGCAACAAAGACUACUGUACCCACGACCACAUUGGCUACAAUCCAGCUAAAAUCAUCGAGGGAGCCGACAAGACCGACUUCAACACCGCGUCAACCGAUACUACCAAGGCCCUCACCCGUGUCAUGGUCCUGCACCCUGUCGCAUGCGGUCUUGCCUUUAUCGCCUUCCUCCUAGCCGCUGGAUCAGGACUCAUUGGCGCUGUCGGAGCAGCGCUGGUAACGGCUGUUGCGUGGAUCGUCACAGUCGUCGUCAUGUGCACAGACUUCGUCGCCUUCGGAAUCAUAAAGCGACACAUCGACCGCGAUGGCAGUGGAAGUCGUGCGCACUUUUCUACCGCCAUGUGGACACUAGUGGCUGCUAUGAUCUGCCUCUUCCUCGCCUUCUUCAUCGUCCUACUCACAUGCUGCUCAAGCAGAGUUCACAGGCAAUCUCACGUCUCGAAGCACGCAGAUGCUGGAUAUGCGAACGGCACGACUACCACAAAAAGGCGGUUCUGGCAGCGACGUAGCCAGUACUAG
Molecule: messenger RNA, 717 nt
Organism: Lachnellula hyalina
Lineage: Eukaryota; Fungi; Ascomycota; Leotiomycetes; Helotiales; Lachnaceae
Exons: 3
Coding region: 1-717 (238 amino acids)
Cellular component (GO): cell division site; plasma membrane; growing cell tip
Source: RefSeq, a predicted model, not a curated record